Messenger RNA from Didymodactylos carnosus, 3340 nucleotides. Lineage: Eukaryota; Metazoa; Rotifera; Eurotatoria; Philodinida; Philodinidae. The record is from the annotation of a GenBank genome assembly.
CCACCGAUCGAGAUUGUCUGACUAGCUCAGUUUGUAGAGAAUUUCAAGGGCUAUCCAACAGUAUAGUUUUCAAACAUAGGUAUGAAGAAAUGAAAAAGCUAUUGCAAAAGGACCCCUUCGAUUUUAGAUGAACACCGCAAUGUUUUAAUGGAAAUUCAAUAUCCCAAGAAAAAGGAUACUUGGGGUUGUGCUCCGCGAUAUGAUGGGGUUUUAAAUGGAAAUGGUAACGUUCAUGAUGAUGAACAAGAUGCUGCUGCAGUUUAUCGAGAUAAUGAUGUUGGCAUUGAUAUUGCUUUUGAUAAUUUUGACGUUCAGUUCGAUGAUAGUUUUAAUACAAGCCAUAAUGCAUUUAGCAAUGUUCACGAUGAAAAUCCUCUUGUUGCUGCUGGCACCGUUGCUGUUGUUGCUAAUUAUAAUAAUGGUAAGAAAUUAUUAGUAACUGCUAAAUUUAGCAGUUACUUCUCUCACUCUGAAACAUGAUUUUGCGCACUCCAAAGCACUUAUUCUUCUAGUACACUCUUUUGCUUCUACAAACAAGUGAAGAAGUUCAAAGGACUCAAAAGACGUAUCUGUUCGAUAACCACCUAACUCUACCAAACCAAUCAACUGAUAAAGUUCUAAAUUGUCUGUUCACACAUCAAAUUCCGCUCUACAGAGUAGCUGUACUCGGAGUGCAUAUUUUCAAAUACAUGCACUCUUUUACUAACUCUCACUCCACGACACGCCUGCUUUCCAAAACUGAAUAGUAAAAUGAGAAAAAAGACAAGAACAAGUCCGCAAUAAUAGUAUGUAACAGACAUGUCACAUAUAUAUGUUACAGGCUAUAUUAAAAUUCAGAUAGAUUAAAUUGGUCUAGUAUACGUAGUUCUGAUUUCAUAGUAGUUCUGAUAUCAUAGGGUAUAUUUCAAAAAAAACGAUAAAGGCAAAAGUUAGAAUUUGCUUGCUAACGAGGAAACCUCUGGACAUGCACCCCUCUGUUUUUAUUCAUUCAUACGUCGAUCGAUAGAGGAUAUCGAGGCUGUAAAAGGAUUCGGGCCGAUGGCCUUUCCUUCAAAAGUUAUAGGCAUUUUUCUGUUUUUCCAGCGACAAGUAGCUGUAAGUUAACGUUUUCACCAUCAAGUUUCAAUUUUUUGUCAAAACCAACAUCAUAUUUCGAAUCAGCGUUAAAAACUGCAUUGAUCAAUCUUUCCUUCAGAAUUUUAGACAACUUAGAUUUUUCAGCAAAAACUUCGGUCUGCAAACAGCUGUUUCUUACAGCUGUUUUGGGCUGGAAAAACAGAAAAAUGCCUCUGGCUUUCGAAGGAACAGCCGUCGGCCCGAAUCCUUUUUAGUCUUUUACAACCUCGAUAUCCUCUAUAGACCGACGUAUAAAUGAAUGAAAACGGAGGGAUGCAUGUCCAUGAGUUUCCUCGUAAGUAAUUUAUUACAAAGAAUUGUAAGUAAAAAUUAUUUUUUUUUAAGUAUUUUAUUUAAAUUUCAAAUAAAAAAGAUUAUUUUUCUAAGCAAAAUAUUACAUAUAUUUUGAUAAACAAACUAAUUUUGUUAAGUAAAACAACAUAAAUGUAUAAGGAAAAAAUCUAAUUACACAAUUACUGUAUUAAUAACUGUAUCACUGUCAUGUGGAUAAUACAGAUAAAUUGCUGCAUCGCACUGCUUGCCACGAAAUUUAACUUGAUUAAAGUGGUAAUGAACCUUAGUUCCAUCUUUCAUGUAUAAUUUCUUUCGCUCAUUAAUCCGUUAUUCAAUUAUCGAACAUAGUCAGACAACUAUUAUCAACGACCUACCUAAAAGCUUGAUACUGUUUAUGAGUAAAGUCAAAUACAAACACAGGUUCGUUUUUCUUAAUGCUCAAUAUAACUGGUUAUCUACUUAGAAAGCUUAGACAAAAUGUGACGUAGAGUUCCAAUAAAUAAUCAGCGAAAAAUUGUUCAACAUUCUUCAAUAAUCACUGUGGAAAUAGACAUAACCGAUGGUCAGAAAUAAUGACACACCUGUGUUCCCUUCUUUCUAAGCACUUAACUGAGAUUCUAAGACUCCAGUCUAUGCUCAUUCUGUAGCGAAUGUUCUGCUCUACAAAGUGUUUUACCUUCUUUCGUUACAUAUUAUUUCAUUAUCUAAUAAAAUAAAUAAAAAAUUUGAGCGCAAUGAACCAGAUUAUCAUUCUAGUACCGGUCUGUAUAAUUCUAUUGAAAUGGCAGAAUAGCCCAUAUUGCUAGUGAGAAUAGUGUGAAAAAAAUCAGUUCUUUGUACGCUUUAGUAUAUAAUCAAACAUUUUCUUACAAUAUGCAACUCUAACUGAAUUUAUAUAAUAUCAUCGUACUAGAUUUUUAUCUGCAUAAAAAAAACAGUGAAAUUCUUAACUUACAUCGCAAUAUAUACAUCGUCAAACCAGCGACAUAAUAUUUUUUGUUAUACGCCAAAGAGAGUUUGAUUGAGAUGGAGAGUUGAAGAAAUAUCUUAAUGUUGCUAUGUUCAAGUCAGAUGCCAGAUUUUACGGAUGAACGAAUUUCGUUUUAAAGCAUACAAAGCCAAAAUGUAGAUCUUUCGCGUUCAACAAGGAAGUUCUAUGCUAAGCCGUUUUUCUAUUUGAGCAAUUUUUUCAGUAAGCUACUCUUUUCUUUUUAGAGGACUUUAUUUAUAUUGUGUGCAGUCAGAACCAUAGACGAUGUCUGAUGAAAGAGAUUUAGAUGAAGAAGAACAAGCAAAUGUGGGUCGAAUGAGUGGUCGAAUAACAGAGAAAAAUCCAAAUAACGGAAAAAAGGAGAAGUAUAACUGCACUAAAGGAUGCUCGAACCGUUUCUGUUCUUGCCCUAAAUUUGGCAGCGGAUGUAACGCAUCAUGCGGAUGCGUUUCAUCCUGUCAAAACAUGCUUAAUCAUCUUAAAUAUUUCUGAAUAUAUUAUUUUUGAAAAACGAUCGAUCGUGACGAACUUUCACAACGUAUCAUACAAGGUAACAGGUAAUUUAUUCGCUUAUUUAAUUAUAUUUUUUGUAUUUUUAAAUUUUUUGAACACCAUUUUUGUGAUAAGAAUAAUAUUUGUUAUACGAAACGAAUUCUGUCAUAAUCGUAAUGACAUAAUGAUUUUCAAUAAAAAAAAUGUUCCCUUUAGAGAUGUAUCGAAUGACUUCUUAUUAUCAUACAAAAAUGAGAUUAGGACAGUUGCUCGAAACGAUUACAAAGGACGGGGUGCAAUAAGAACGAGGAUCGGCUCUGUUUCAGAUCUUCUCGAAAGGUAUCUAGAAUGAAAGAGCAUACAAUUUUAUGGGGUUCUAUACCCUUGGUUCCCCUUCGGACCUCAUAUGUGUCAGAAAAUCAAUCAGCUUUCAACAAUAGCUCCGCG